Messenger RNA from Cokeromyces recurvatus, 4833 nucleotides. RefSeq names its product EPSP synthase-domain-containing protein. Gene Ontology annotation, molecular function: shikimate kinase activity; 3-dehydroquinate synthase activity; 3-phosphoshikimate 1-carboxyvinyltransferase activity. The coding region runs from base 1 to 4833 and encodes 1610 amino acids. NCBI's taxonomy places the organism in Eukaryota, Fungi, Mucoromycota, Mucoromycetes, Mucorales, Mucoraceae. The transcript is spliced from 3 exons. Gene Ontology annotation, biological process: chorismate biosynthetic process; aromatic amino acid biosynthetic process. Gene Ontology annotation, cellular component: cytoplasm. The record is from RefSeq and is a predicted model, not a curated record.
AUGGCAACUUCAACAUUCAGCCCUGAUGUUGCAAAAGUUUCUAUACUUGGUUCAGAAUCAAUUAUAGCCGGUUUUCAUUUAACUGAGUAUAUUGCUCGCGAUGUUAUAAACAACAUAAUUGCUUCCAAUUAUGUUCUUAUUACCGACAGUAAUUUAGCUCCUAUUUACCUAGAAAAGUAUGUCAAGACAUUCAAGACAGUAAUUCAAGAAAUAUACACCAAUAAAGAUGAAAAAGAGCCACGUUUAUUUACUCGUGUCCUUGCUCCAGGAGAAAUGACAAAAUCUCGUAAAGUAAAGGCAGAUAUCGAGGACUGGCUUCUUUCAAAUGCUGUUACUAGAGAUACCUGUUUUCUAGCUAUGGGUGGUGGAGUCAUUGGUGAUCUUGUCGGUUUUGUAGCUGCCACCUUUAUGCGUGGUGCUGCUGUUGUUCAAAUCCCUACUACUUUAUUAGCAAUGGUGGACUCUUCCAUUGGAGGUAAAACUGCUAUUGAUGUGCCUGCUGGUAAAAACUUAAUUGGUGCCUUUUGGCAACCUAAACGCAUUUUUAUUGAUAUUAAUUUUCUGUGUACUUUACCGGAACGCGAAUUUUCUAAUGGCAUGGCUGAACUUAUUAAGACCGCUGCUAUUUCUAAUGAGGAUGAUUUUUGUAAACUCGAAAAUGGGGUUGAGGCUAUUCGUGAUGCUGUUCUAGGAGAUAAUUCAAAUAUCCUCAAUCAAGGUAUAACCUUAGAUACUCGUACAGAAGCUCAAAAGUUACUAAUGGAUGUUAUUUUGGCUUCGGUACGAUUCAAGGCACAUGUUGUAUCUAAUGAUGAAAGAGAAGGUGGACUUCGUGGUUUACUUAACUUUGGACAUUCUAUCGGUCAUGGUAUUGAAGCCCUUGUAUCACCUUUAAUGUUGCAUGGCGAAUGUGUUUCAAUUGGUUGCAUUAAAGAAGCUGAAUUAGCUCGUAAUUUGGGUUAUCUCAACCAAGUUGCUGUUGGCCGUUUAACUCGUUGUUUUGCUUCCUAUAAUUUACCCAUCAGUUUGAACGAUAAAAAGGUGAAAGAUAGAAUUGGAAACUUUCAUUGCCAUGUUGAUGAUAUUAUGGAAGUCAUGAAGGUUGAUAAAAAGAACCAAGGUGAUAAAAAGCGAAUUGUUAUGCUUUCUGCAAUCGGUAAAACCUUGGAACCUCGAGCAUCUAUAGUUGCAGAUGCUGAUAUAUAUAAGGUUCUAUCUCCUGAACAACAAGUUUUGCCUGUAACUGAAUCUGUUACUGGUCCCAAGAAAGAAGUUUCUUUGACUACUCCAGGUUCCAAGUCGAUAUCGAAUCGUGCGUUAUUAAUCGCAGCUUUAGGUAAAGGCACUGUUCGUAUUAAGAAUUUGUUACACUCCGAUGAUACACAAUUUAUGUUGGCUGCUUUAAAAGCAUUAAACGCCGCUGAUUUUGAAUGGGAAAAUAAUGGUGAAACCCUUGUUGUUCAUGGUGGUGGUGGUAGACUUUCUGUACCUGAUAAAGAAAUUUAUGUUGGCAAUGCAGGCACUGCCUCCAGAUUCUUGACAUCAGUCUUAGCUCUUAUUCCUACUGCUGAAGGUGCUAAAAGCCCUUACGCUAUUUUAACUGGCAAUGCUCGUAUGAAGCAAAGACCUAUUGCGCCUCUUCUAGAUGCUUUAAAGGCUGAUGGUGCUCAGAUUAAAUCACUCGAAAAGGAUGGCUUUUUACCAAUCGCAGUUACACCUAAUGGUGGCCUUAAAGGGGGUCGUAUUGAAUUAUCAGCCUCUAUCUCUUCUCAAUAUGUUUCUUCUAUUUUGUUAUGCGCACCCUAUGCUAAAGAACCUGUUGAGCUUGUGUUAACAGGUGGACAAGUUAUUUCACAACCUUAUAUUGAUAUGACCAUUGCCAUGAUGGAAUCUUUUGGUGCUGUCGUCGAACGUCUUCCCGAGAACACCUACAGAAUUAAGCAAACCGUAUACAAGAACCCUGAUACUUAUCUCGUUGAAUCUGAUGCUAGCUCUGCUACCUAUCCACUAGCCAUUGCUGCUAUUACUGGCACAACAUGUACUGUUACCAGUAUUGGCUCUAAAUCACUUCAGGGUGACGCUACGUUUGCAGUUAAUGUUCUUAGACCUAUGGGAUGUACUGUUGUUCAAACUGAAACCUCUACUACUGUUAUCGGUCCUCCUAUUGGUCAGCUUCGCCCUAUUCCAGAAAUUGAUAUGGAAACUAUGACAGAUGCCUUUUUAACUGCUACCGUUUUGGCUGCUGUUACAUCCCCUGCUGACGAAAAAAGCGAAAAUAUAACUCGAAUUCAUGGUAUUGCUAAUCAACGUGUUAAGGAAUGUAAUCGUAUAGCUGCUAUGGUUCAUGAGCUUACAAAGUUUGGUGUUCAAGCUUCUGAAUUACCUGACGGUAUUCAAAUUCAUGGAAAGGCUAUCAAGGACCUAAAAGCACCAAAGGAAGGUGUUCAUACUUACGACGAUCAUCGUAUUGCGAUGAGUUUUUCUGUUCUUUCAACUGUCGUUCCACAGGGUACUAUUAUUACAGAUAAGAAAUGUGUAGAGAAGACUUGGCCUACAUGGUGGGAUGAUCUUGAAGGAAAACUUGGUGUUCGUUUGAAUGGUAUUGACCUUGGCAAGAAAUUAAAUGACUCUGAAAAAUCUUUAGGUCAUGCUAUUAUUACACGAAUCAAGAGAAAUGUUGAUCAUGAAAAAUCAGUAGUUAUUAUUGGCAUGCGUGGUGCUGGAAAGACUACACUUGGACAGUAUGCUGCAGAAGUUUUAGGUUUCAAAUUUAUUGAUGUUGAUCAGUACUUUGAAGUAGUCUUAAACACAACUGUUUAUGAUUUUAUUAGCACCUGGGGCUGGAGUCAGUUCCGAGUCAAAGAGACAGAAGUUUUGAAAGAAUUGUUGGCUAAGGACUCUGAAUAUUGUCAGGGAUACGUGAUUGCAUGUGGUGGUGGUAUUGUUGAAACUGAAGAAUCUCGUUAUCUUCUUAAGAAAUACGUUAAAGAAGGUGGUAAAGUUUUGCAUUUAGUUCGUGAUUUGGAUCAAGUUGUUUCCUAUUUAAAUCGAGAUAAAACACGUCCUAUGUAUGGGGAGGACAUGAUGAAUGUUUGGCGUCGUCGUCGUGUGUGGUAUAAAGAAGUCUGUAAUUAUGAGUUUGUUGCAUAUGCUAAUAGUUUAGUUGCUGAUGGAUAUGUUUCACCCACCGAGUGGUUGGCUAUCAAAAAGGACCUUAAAAGAUUCUUAAACUUUAUUAAUGGUCGAGAUACAAACCAUGUUGACAGUAGAGCUGGUUUUGUUGGGACACCUACUACGUUUGUUUCUUUGACAACUAAGAAUCUUAAUAUGCCUGUUGAAAGAAUGAGAGAAAUAUGUGAAGGUGCUGAUGCUGUUGAAUUACGUGUUGAUUUACUUCAAAAGCCUGAAGAAAAGGAAAAUCUAACUUAUAUUGAGUAUGUUGGCGAACAACUUGCUAUUUUACGUCGUGCUGUCUCGAUUCCUGUUAUAUUUACAGUUCGAUCUAAAGGACAAGCUGGUGCUUAUCCUGAUGAUGACGAAGAAGGCAUGUUUGAGUUACUUAAUUGGGGACAACGUUGGGGUUGUGAAUAUAUUGAUGUAGAGAUGUGUUGGACUCCUACUGCAAUUGAAAAGCUGAUUGCUAAUAAGGGUGAAAGUCUUAUUAUUUCAUCAUGGCAUGAUGUCCAAAACACUACCCCUUGGGACAGUAAAGCUAUUCAGCUCAAGUAUGAAACUGGUGAGAAAUAUGGCGAUAUUAUCAAGUUGGUUGGUGUUGCAAAAACAUUCCAAGAUAACAUGAUUCUGGAGACCUUCCGUGCUUCAAAGAUAGGAGGUAAAGAUUUAAUUGCCAUUAAUAUGGGCGCAGCUGGUCAGUUAUCUCGUGUUACAAAUGAAUGUUUAACACCUAUUACACAUCCUGCUUUACCUCAAAAGGCUGCUCCUGGUCAACUGUCUUUAGCUGAGAUUAAUAAAGCACGCCAUCUUAUUGGCCUUUUGCCUGCUCAAUCUUUCUGGUUAAUUGGUACACCCAUUCAACAUUCUAUGUCACCUACACUUCAUAAUACUGGUUUCAACGUCUUGGGUCUUCCUCAUCACUAUAAACUCCUUGAAUGUCAUAUGGUUGAAUAUGCUGAAGACGCUAUUCUGAACGAUCCUAAUUUUGGAGGUGCUUCUAUAACCAUUCCCCAUAAAGUAGCUAUUAUGAAAUAUUUAGAUGAAGUCACUGAGGAUGCUAAAAUUAUUGGUGCUGUUAAUACUAUUUUUGUUCGUAAUACGACUAUGAAUGGCGAAAAGAAGCGUUUAUUAGUUGGUGAGAAUACAGAUUACAUAGGUAUGAAGCGUCGUAUCCAAUCACUCAUGCUGGAUAUCAAUAAUCCUCCUCCUCAGGGUCUUGUUAUUGGCGCCGGCGGCACUGCGCGUGCAGCUUUAUAUACCUUACAAAAAAUUGGGAUCAAAAAGAUUUAUUUGUGGAAUAGAACUAUUUCAAAGGCGUAUGAUCUUCAAAACGCUUUUAAGGGCAUUAUUGACAUUGAGGUUGUUGAGACGUUAGAGGCAAAGAUAGAGCCCGGUGUCAUCAUUUCAACUGUUCCUGCUGAUUCAGGUAUUGAGUUACCCAAUCAUCUUUAUGGAGGAAUUAAGGGCAUUAUUUGUGAUAUGGCUUAUAAACCUCGUCGUACUAAAUUGCUUCGUCAAGCUGAACGUAAAGGAUGGUCCUGUGUAGAAGGUAUUGAAGUCUUGAUAUCUCAAGGUAUUGCUCAAUUUGAAAUUUGGACUGGCAAACACGCCCCUAUUGAUAAGAUUGAAGAAGAGGUCCUAAAAAAAUAUGAAUUAUAA